Molecule: messenger RNA, 474 nt
Organism: Brugia pahangi
Lineage: Eukaryota; Metazoa; Nematoda; Chromadorea; Rhabditida; Onchocercidae
Source: the annotation of a GenBank genome assembly
AUGGCCACGCCCCUUCUUCGUCCCGCCCCCGCCAUCACUGCACCUCUUAUCACUGUACCUCUUAUCACUGCACCUCUUAUCACUGUACCUCUUAUCACUGCACCUCUUAUCACUGUACCUCUUAUCACUGUACCUCUUAUCACUGUACCUCUUAUACACACCUCUUAUCACUGUACCUCUUAUCACUGCACCUCUUAUACCGUACCUCUUAUCACCGUACCUUUUGUUAUUGUACCUCUUGUACCUCUUAUCACUGUACCUCUUAUACUACCUUUGGUACCGUACCUCUUGUUACUGCACCUCUUGGUACCGUACCUUUGUUAUCGCACCUCCUGUACCUUAUACCGUACCUUUUAUCACCGUACCUCUUGGUACCGUACCUCUUAUCACUGUACCUCUUGGUACCGUACUUUGUUAUUGUACCUCUUGUUACCGUACCUCCGUACCUCUUGGUACCGUACCUUUGGUACCUAA